AUGCCGCCCUCGUCGAGACACGCCGCGCAUCCUUCGCACCAUCCGCGAGACAUGCAUCUCUCGGGUCCAGCGGGUGGUCCACCGCCUCACGGUGGGCCCGGUGGGCCCGGUGGUGCCGGAAUGCCUCCGUCGGGCGGCCCGGGAAGCCAAUCUCUGCAUCAUCCGCACUCGUCUUACGCCCAGUCCAUGCCGCCGCCGCCAGGACUGCCUCCACACGCCAUGAACGGCGUCAACGGCCCUCCCUCCGGCCACGGCGGCCCUCCUCCUCGCAUGAUCAUGGCCGACGGUCCGCCCGGUGGUGCUGGCGGCCCUCCGCCCCCGCCGCCGCCCCAUAUCCCCAGAUCCUCGUCAGCGCAGAGCCGCAUCAUGGACGCUGGCGCCGGUGCUUCCGGCGCCGCUCCUCCCGCUCCCGGCGCCUCGUCGUCUCCCGCCGUGCAGAAACUCUCGCUCGCCAACGAGGCCGCCUGGGUUUCGGUCGGUGCCGCUGCCGAGACCAUGGAGGACUACGACCGCGCGCUCUCGGCAUACGAGACCGCGCUCCGCCACAAUCCAUACUCGGUGCCCGCCCUCAGCGCCAUCGCGGGCGUACACCGUACGCUCGACAACUUUGAAAAGGCCGUCGACUACUUCCAGCGCGUGCUCAACAUUGUGCCUGAGAACGGCGACACCUGGGGCUCCAUGGGCCACUGCUACCUCAUGAUGGACGACCUUCAGCGCGCCUACACCGCCUACCAGCAAGCCCUCUACCACCUCCCCAACCCCAAGGAGCCCAAGCUCUGGUACGGCAUCGGCAUCCUCUACGAUCGCUACGGCAGUCUCGAGCACGCAGAAGAGGCAUUCGCCAGCGUCGUUCGCAUGGAUCCCAACUACGAAAAGGCAAACGAGAUCUACUUCCGCCUCGGCAUCAUCUACAAGCAGCAGAACAAGUUCCCCGCCAGCCUCGAAUGCUUCCGCUACAUUCUCGACAAUCCGCCGCGUCCGCUCACCGAGAUCGACAUCUGGUUCCAGAUCGGACACGUCUACGAGCAGCAGAAGGAGUUCAACGCCGCCAAGGACGCCUACGAGCGCGUCCUCGCCGAGAAUCCCAACCACGCAAAGGUGCUCCAGCAGCUCGGCUGGCUCUACCAUCUCUCCAACGCCGGCUUCAACAACCAGGAGCGCGCCAUCCAGUUCCUCACCAAGUCGCUCGAGUCGGAUCCCAACGACGCACAGAGCUGGUACCUCCUCGGCCGCGCCUACAUGGCCGAGCAGAACUACAACAAGGCCUACGAAGCGUACCAGCAGGCCGUCUACCGCGAUGGCAAGAACCCAACCUUUUGGUGCUCCAUCGGCGUCCUCUACUACAAGAUCAACCAGUACCGCGACGCCCUAGACGCCUACUCGCGUGCCAUCCGCCUCAACCCCUACAUCUCGGAGGUGUGGUUCGACCUCGGCAGCCUGUACGAGGCUUGCAACAACCAGAUCAGCGACGCCAUCCACGCCUACGAGCGCGCCGCCGACCUCGAUCCCGACAACCCGCAGAUCCAGCAGCGUCUUCAGCUCCUGCGCAACGCAGAAGCCAAGGGCGGCGAGCUUCCAGAGGCUCCCGUUCCUCAGGACGUCCAUCCCACCGCCUACGCCAACAACGGCGGCAUGGCUCCCGGUCCCCCUACUCAAAUCAGUGGCGGCCCUGGCCCUUCGUAUCCACCAUCGCUCGGUGGACCUCAGCUGGCCGGAAACGCAGGCGGUCGUGGCGAUGCUGGUGAGCGCGAACUGCCCGGUCCAGGACAUCUGCCGCAGUCGCACUCGCCUCCACCGUUCCGCGGUCCCGACGACCGUGCAGGUAAGAAGGGCAAGCUCACGGGUUCGCGCGCCAGCUCUCCGUGGUCCGCUAAGGGCGGUGCAGCUGGCAAGAACAGCAAGGCGGGCAGCGUCGCAGGCGCCAAAAAGGGCGUGUCGACGCCGCUGCGCUCGCGCGACGAUCAGUCUGGCUCCAGGCCUGGCUCGCCCGCGGAGGGUGCACGCGCGCAACGCGAAGCAUCGCCUGCCAGCUCCGACGGCAGCAACGAGCCCUUGGCGGCACGCGGACCUGCGUCUCGCGUCGUGGACGAGGACUACGACGAGGGCGCUGCGGACGCGCUCAUGGGUCUCGCUGGUGCUGCUUCGGUGUCUGCCUCGGCUGCUGCGCCAGCCGCCGCCAGCGCUGCGAACCGCGACAACAGCCCGGAGAAGCGACCCGAGAGCUCGUUGGGCAAGCGGCCCUACGCUGACGACGACAAGGGCAGCGCUAGUGGGCCGGAUGAUGCGUCGUACAAGCGUGCCAAGAGCGGCAGCGGCAGCGGCGCUGCACUUGGCGAGGGCAACAGUGGCGCGGCGGCGUCGAAUGGAUCCGCCAAGCCAGAGGAAGCGUCGGCGCGAGAUGAGCGCCAGGGUGCCAACGCCGAUGCUCGCAAGGAGGUCGGCGGCGAGGCGGUCACUCCGCCACCCAAGGCAGCCACGCCACCACAAGCCAACAGUAGCUCGGAAGCGCAGGCGAUGGACGUGGACGUGCCGGAGCCCAUCAAGGCUGCAGAAACCGCGCUGGCCAAGGAUGCGGCUACCAAGCCAGCGGCAGAGAGUGCAACGGUCGACACGCCGGUCGAUGCCGGUGCGGGUGGAGAGUCGGACAAGGCUGCCGAGAAGAGCACGAGCAACAGCAGCAGCGUUAGCGUCGGUGACGCCAAGAAGCCGGCCGAGGCGGCGGCGGCUGCGGCUGCGGUUGCGGGGGCUGACGACGACGACGAUCGCGAGGACGAGGAGGGCCAGAUCCACGAGGAGCCUGCCGAAGCCAAGCGCGCCGAGUAG
Moesziomyces aphidis is the source of this 2823-nucleotide messenger RNA. The record is from the annotation of a GenBank genome assembly. NCBI's taxonomy places the organism in Eukaryota, Fungi, Basidiomycota, Ustilaginomycetes, Ustilaginales, Ustilaginaceae.